Plutella xylostella (diamondback moth) is the source of this 2339-nucleotide messenger RNA. Lineage: Eukaryota; Metazoa; Arthropoda; Insecta; Lepidoptera; Plutellidae. The record is from RefSeq and is a predicted model, not a curated record.
CAUUAGUGAUGUUUAUUUGACGUUACUCGGGUGUGGACGUUCUUUUUGCGAAGAUAAAACUUUAAAAUGUAAACAAAAGUUUAUGUUAAUUUCAUGUGUGUCUGUUUUUGACUAUUGAUCUCCAAAAUGUCGAAAUUAAUGUGUAUUAACUACGUGACUGUACUGUGGUGUGUGUGUUUUGUGUUUAUAGUGAAUAUUGAUCAUGUUACGUGCAAUUUUAACACUAAAUUGGCUUAUAAUGAAGACAAUCACGUGCAUUGCACUCAUGAACACCCAAAAGUAGACGAUGUAAUAACGAAUGUGCACAUAGAGCCUGCCCACAGGGUGAAAAAGAGGAGCAUCGACCAGCCGCUGAGAAUCAGCAUAUUCUACGAUCACUCUGUAUAUAGAUUAGAGGCGACGAAAUUCGACCUAAUUAAUAACACAAUUCUGCCUGAGGCGGUCAAGUUCUGGGAGCAAGCGCUAAAAGUGAGGAAAACUGGGGGCCCUAUACGACUGAACAGGAAAUGCCCGACCCGCCAGGUGUUCAUCCGGGGUUCGCGCGCGCACUGCAUCGACUCCUGCAAGGCAGACACCAUGUGCGGCGAGGUGAAGGUGCCCGAGCACCACCUGAGCCCGUGCUACGUGUGCAACAGCACGGGUCACGACUGUCGCAUCCUGUCCGACGAAGAAGACUCCACAGGCGUGGAAGACUCAGACUUCGUUCUGUACGUGAGUGCAGUCGAGACGGAGCGGUGCCGGCGCGGGCUAACCGUGGCGUACGCCAGCCACUGCCAGCAGGAGGCCGCUUUAGACAGGCCGGUGGCGGGGCACGCCAACUUCUGUCCCGGCGAGCUGUCCACCAAGUACCGGGACCUGCCGUCGGUGCUGGCCACCGUCAAGCACGAGAUACUGCACGCGCUGGGGUUCAGUAUGUCGCUGUUCGCGUUUUACAGAGAUGAAAAUGGUGAACCUUUAACUGAAAGAAGACCUGACACUGGAAACCCACCACUUGAUGAAGAGCUACAAAUACACAAGUGGUCCGACCGAGUAGUGAAGAACAUCACCAGAAACAAGUGGAUGAUCAGGGGCGGGUACGUGGAGAGGAGCUUCAACAUGGUGGUCACGCCCAGGGUGGUCAGAGAGGUCCGUCAACACUUCAACUGCUCUGAGCUAGAAGGAGCCGAGUUGGAGGACCAGGGCGGCGACGGAACAGCCCUCACGCACUGGGAGAAACGACUCUUUGAAAACGAAGCCAUGACGGGCACCCACACUCAGAACUCCGUGUUCAGUCGACUCACAUUCGCACUCAUGGAAGACACCGGCUGGUACAGAGCGGACUACUCGCACGCUACCCCCCUGCACUGGGGCGAGAACCUUGGCUGCCAGUUCGCCAUGGCGUCCUGCAAGCAGUGGAUCAACACCAACACUGUUAGGGAUCGCAACCCCGCCCCCUACUGCAAGCGGAUCAAGGGGGACCCCCUCAGGACCGAGUGUUCCCCCGCCCGGGACGCCGUGGUGCUGUGCAACCUGGUGAAGCACGAUGUUGUGCUGCCGAAGAUCUAUCAGCACUUCGACUCGCUAGACGGCGUGCCCCCCUCCGAGCUGGGCCACUACGGCGGCUCCGUGUCUCUAGCCGACUACUGCCCCUACCUGCAGCAGUUCACGUGGCGGCACAAGAGCGUGCUGGUGAGAGGCAGCCGCUGCGAGCACCGGCAGAAUACGCCCAAAGCUGACGUGAACUUCGCGCUGGAGAGCUACGGCGAACACUCGCGCUGCUUCGACCACCACAACCACAUGUGGGAGCAGAAGUCGUGCAGACAGAUAAGAGAAUGGCAGCACUGGGGAUCCGGCUGUUAUAAGUACAAGUGUAAAAAGGGAAGAUUGCAUAUUAUAGUAGGCAACUACACGUACGAGUGCUCGCACGCGGGGCAAGUCCUUCACGUGCGCGUGCUGAGCGGCGGCUGGCUGCACCGCGGCGGCGUGGUGUGCCCGCCGUGCCGCGAGAUCUGCGCCGCCGAGUUCGCGUCAAGAAAUGAAUACUGCAAAGGGGGAGAGGAGCCUAAACCGCCCAAUUUGUACCCCAACGACAUUCUGACUUGCAGCGCGGGCGGCGUGACGCCGGCGGCCAUUUUAAUUUCGUCCGCCAUCUUGUUUUACAGUGUUGCCACACUGUGGUAGUCAAAACUGUCCAGUUCUGGUAUCUUAAGCGAUGCAGUUUAAGUUCUAUUAGUAUUCCAAGUGAGAUAAGGGCCCCAAUGUUGUAUUUCAUAUAUUUUUCAGGGUCAUGUCAUAAAAAAUAUAUGGAUACACACCGCACCGCAGCAAUGGGCUCUUGCCCUGACAUAACAUGAAAGCUU